AUGGAGAAUGUGAUGUUCUCUUUGGAAGGAUUCAAUUUUGGAGAAGUUCAGGAUAUGCUUAGCUCUGCAGAUAAUGUAGGGAAACAUUUCAGUUCUUAUGGAACAGAAGAUUGGGAAGAGUCUGUCGCCACUGAUGCUCUUUAUUCAGGUUAUGGAUUUUAUCAGCAACCAGAACUGUGCCACCAUUCAUAUUCGGAUGUUGGUCUUUUUGAUAAUCUCAGGUUUGAUUUUGCUUCCCCUCAGAUUGAAACCUGCCUGGAGGAGAUUUCAGAGCUUGGUGAAAUUCCAACUGAAAUUCAAGAUGUGAUUCAGCAGAAAAAGGAUAAGCAACUCCCAUUUUCUUUAGCAUCUCUUGAGCUGCUGAAGAACUAUGGAACUGGGUUCAGAAGAUUGACUGGGGAAAAAAGGAUUGAGCCAAGCAUUGAUAAAGCACCACUCACAAAGAUGUCAAGCAGGAAAUUGUCAACUGAAGAAAUCAUGAGGACUGCUGGAGAAAGGUUCAUCCGUUCCUCUUCUAGAGCAGUUGAAGAUGUUGUCUCCAUGCUUGGGAAUCCUUUUAAUCUUCUAUUUUCUGAUCUUUCCGAUGAGGAGAUCAGAGAUGUGGAGCUUGCUGAAUUCCUUCUAGCUUCUGUUGAGAAAGUGGGUGAUCAGCAAUACGAACGUGCCAAAAGAUUUCUAAACCAGUGUGACAAUUUGUCUUCAGAUAAAGGAAACCCCGUUCAGCGAGUUGUUUACUACUUUUCUGAAGCUCUUCGAGAGAGGAUUGAUCGUGAAACAGGACGGAUUUCUGCGAAAGAAAAUGGGAAAAAACCGUUAUUUGAUGUUGAUUUGGAAAUGAUGAGUUCAAAUCCAACUGUUCUAGCAUUUCACGAAGCAGUUCCCUUUCCCCAGGUUUUACAAUUCACUGGGCUGCAAGCUAUUGUAGAAAAUGUGGCUGAGGCAAAGAGGAUUCAUGUAAUCGAUCUUGAAAUCAGAAAUGGAGUGCAAUGGACACUGUUGAUGCAAUCUCUGGCUUCUCAAUGCGGAUGCCCCAUUGAGCUUCUCAAGAUCACUGCUGUAGGAACUGCUGGAAAAAAUAUAAUUGAAGAAACAGGUAAGAAUUUAGAGAAUUUUGCUCAGAGCUUAAACUUACCUUUUUCCUAUAAAAUAGUCAUGGUCUCAGACAUGCUAGAUCUUAAAGAGGACCUCUUUGAGAUCAACCCAGAUGAAAAAGUUGUUGUGUAUGCUUUUCUAUCAUUAAGAAGCCUGAUUGCAGUCCCAAAUCGCCUUGAAAAUAUAAUGAAAGUGGUCAGAAACAUCAGCCCUUGCAUGAUGGUGGUCAAUGAAGUUGAAGUCAAUCUCAACUCCCCAGUUUUUGUGAACCGUUUCAUUGAAGGUCUUUUCUUUUUUAGUGCAUAUUUUGAUUGCCUUGAUGCCUGCAUGAAGCGAGAUGACCCAAAUAGGAUGGUCACAGAAUCAAUGUACUUCAGAGAUGGAAUCAGAGACAUUGUGGCUGCUGAAGGAGAGGAGAGGAAGACUAGACAUGUGAAGCUUGAUGUUUGGAGGGCAUUUUUCUCACGUUAUGGCAUGGAGGAGAUUGAACUGAGCGCUGCAUCUUUGUAUCAAGCAAACCUUCUGGUUCAGAAAUUUCCAUGUGGGAGUUCUUGUACAAUUGAGUUCGAUGGAAAAAGCUUGCUUGUAGGUUGGAAGGGUACACCAAUUCAUUCAACCUCCGUUUGGAAGUUCAUUUGA
Messenger RNA from Mangifera indica (mango), 1731 nucleotides. Its product is annotated as DELLA protein RGL2-like. Gene Ontology annotation, cellular component: nucleus. Gene Ontology annotation, molecular function: DNA-binding transcription factor activity; sequence-specific DNA binding. Lineage: Eukaryota; Viridiplantae; Streptophyta; Magnoliopsida; Sapindales; Anacardiaceae. Gene Ontology annotation, biological process: regulation of DNA-templated transcription. The coding region runs from base 1 to 1731 and encodes 576 amino acids. The record is from RefSeq and is a predicted model, not a curated record. The transcript has a single exon.